This is a messenger RNA of Halichondria panicea, 1339 nucleotides long. Its product is annotated as iroquois-class homeodomain protein irx-5-like. NCBI's taxonomy places the organism in Eukaryota, Metazoa, Porifera, Demospongiae, Suberitida, Halichondriidae. Gene Ontology annotation, biological process: regulation of transcription by RNA polymerase II; cell development. Bases 48 to 992 code for a protein of 314 amino acids. Gene Ontology annotation, molecular function: RNA polymerase II cis-regulatory region sequence-specific DNA binding; DNA-binding transcription factor activity, RNA polymerase II-specific. The transcript is spliced from 4 exons. Gene Ontology annotation, cellular component: nucleus. The record is from RefSeq and is a predicted model, not a curated record.
CUAGCUUGUAGUCUUGUAGUCAUCAAACACGCUAUUAGCAACAUAGAAUGAACGAUCCAUCUCUUAGCCGUCUUGAGAAGCUACACAGAGCCCCAGCAGGUUACCACUCAUACCGUCCAGUCGACUGCAGAACCAGAAUGAGGAAUACUGCUAUCUUGGUAAAAUGGAUUGAGGAGCACCAGUCCAAUCCUUACCCCACGAAAGCUGAGAAACAAUAUCUAGGCUAUUACUCUGGCAUGAAUUUGACCCAACUCUCCACUUGGUUUGCUAAUGCAAGAAGACGAAUCAAGAAGAUAGGCAUGAAGAUUUGGCUGGAGGGACGCUCGACCUUCACUGUGGACCUCUUCUCCACUCCAUCUCAGUCUGCAAGAACUGUAUCAAUGGCUAGCUCUGACAGUGGCUAUCAUGGAAGUGUGUCAGGUUCGUAUGGUGCAAGCUCUUAUCUCUACCCACAAGCACUCAAUUCAACCUACUCGUCCAACCAAACAUCAGCUGCCAGUUUGUCAAACCUUAGCGCCAUCCGAGGGCAAUCACUACUCGGCAACGGACAACAACCUACAAUCAACAAUGUAUAUUCCCCCGAUUCUUCCACGGCUUAUUGCAGCACUAUCAGUUCUUCAAGUCUAUACGGUGCACCGCAGCAACGCUCCACUUUUGCACAACCUCUCAUCGGAGUACCGAAUCCAAACUGGCCUGCCAUGUUGCCCUCAUCUGCAUCACAAGUACUGCACACCACCUCUGCACUGUCGAGUCUACCGCUACAAAGACAAAGCAGCCAAAACAUUGCUCCACUUCACUCUCCACUCACUGCACAAGUUUACUCGAGCGACCCGCUACGAAGUCAGACAUCCCUGGACAUGAAUGAUGGCUCUUACAAUUGCCUCCAACAGCAACACUCGCCAGACUCACAAAUCCUACCAGAAUGUGCCUCGUCUGAACCAACUAUGCUCCAAGAAAGUCCCAAAACCCUCUACCAUUCGCACACAGAAUAAAUGAAACAGGUUUCAUUUUUGUUAGCCAGGCAAUAAACUGCACCCCACUGGACACUCAUUACGUUUGUAUCAUAUUUCUCUCUCUCUCUUUUUACUGUUUUCACGAUCCUUAUAAGUUCUAUGGUUUUAGUGUGUGUGUGUAUUGAAAUUUCUGUAUCUUUUAUAUAUAAUAAUAUUUUAUUUGCUACCCAUGCUCUUUCUUUGCGUAGUCUCUGUGUGCAUUAUUUACUGUGGUCUCACAAUAAUUAUAAUUAGUUAACAGAUCAUCAUUAUAUCAUCAUCAUUCACUGUUUCUUCACUUCUCUGUUUAAUAAUAAAUAAAAUUAUUAUUGAAAUUGCUUAUUAAA